UUGUUUUAUUCUUUCAGAGCCGAAACUGAAAUUGAUGAUGAUGCUACCUUGGGCCUUGGCCCUAUAUAUUGCAUCUCUCAACGUGAAUCUUGACCUCACUCACCACCACUCAGAACUGACCAUCUGCAUCUUCAGUUGCUCUUGUCUUGUUCCAAACAAAUAGCUGAAUGGCUGUGAAGAAGAUGUUGGAGAAAGUGGAAGAAUUUGACAUGGACAAAGUGAUAGAGGAAUUUGAGAGGCUUACCAAGGAUGCUGAGGGGGUUCAGAGGGAAACUUUGAAGAGGAUAUUGGAAGAAAAUGCUUCAGCUGAGUACUUGCAGAGUUUGGGACUUAAUGGAAGAACUGACCCUGAGAGUUUCAAGUCAUGUAUUCCUCUGGUCACUCACAAGGAAUUGGAGCCUUUUAUCAACAGAAUGAUUGAUGGAGAUGCUUCUCCAAUUCUCACUGGAAAACCCAUCACAGCCAUGUCUUUAAGUUCUGGCACUACUUCUGGGAAGCAAAAAUAUGUACCAUGGAAUGAUGAAUUGUUUGAAACCACAUUGCAGAUAUAUCACACCGCUUUUGCCCAUAGGAACAGAGAGUUUCCAAUUAAUGGCAAGGCCUUAAGCUUUAUCUACAGCAGCAAGCAUUUCAAAACAAAAGGGGGUGUCACAGCAGGAACUGCCACAACCAAUGUGUUCCGCAACCCCGGGUUCAAGCCUUCAAUGAAGGCGCUUAAGUCCUCGUGUUGCAGCCCAGAUGAAGUGAUAUUUGGUCCCGAUUUUCACCAAUCGCUGUAUUGUCACCUCUUGUGUGGCCUAAUUUUCCGCGAGGAAGUUCAAUUGGUGUCUUCUACGUUCGCGCACAGCAUUAUCUACGCAUUCAGAACCUUUGAGCAAGUUUGGGAAGAGCUUUGUGCUGAUAUAAGGGAAGGUGUUCUUAACAGGAGCAUCGUGGUCCCCUCGAUUCGAACCGCUAUGUCUAAACUGCUUAAACCGGACCCUGAACUCGCGAACCUGAUCAAGAGAAAGUGCUUGGGAUUGAGCAACUGGUAUGGAUUGAUACCAGAGCUUUUCCCAAAUGCUAAGUAUGUUUAUGGGAUCAUGACAGGGUCAAUGGAGCCUUAUUUGAAAAAGCUGAGGCACUAUGCAGGAGUGUUGCCUUUAGUGACUUCUGAUUAUGGAUCUUCUGAAGGGUGGAUAGCAACCAAUGUGAACCCAAGAGUGCCUCCUGAAUUGGCCACUUAUGCUGUUCUUCCUCAAAUUGGUUACUUUGAAUUCAUCCCUCAGAGUGAGUUGGAGGAAACCAAGGGAGAUACUAGUUUUCUCUCUGUGGAUCCUCAAACAGUGGGUUUGACUGAAGUGAAAAUUGGUGAGGAGUAUGAGAUUGUUAUCACCAAUCCUGCAGGCUUAUAUCGGUAUAGGCUAGGAGAUGUGGUCAAGGUUAUGGGGUUCCAUAACUCAUCUCCAAAACUCAAGUUUGUUCGGAGGAACAAUCUUCUGCUUACAAUCAACAUUGACAAGAACACAGAGAAUGAUUUACAAUUAGCUGUGGAAACAGCAUCCAAAUUGUUAGCAGAGGAGAAAGUGGAAGUUGUUGACUACACCAGUCAUGUUGAUGUGUCGAAAGAACCGGGGCACUAUGUUAUCUUCUGGGAAAUCAAUGGCGAAGCGAGCGAAGAAGCACUUGGUGAAUGCUGCAAUUGCUUGGAUAAGUCCUUUGUGGAUGCUGGCUACACCAGUUCUCGCAAAGUAAAUUGCAUUGGCCCGCUCGAGCUCCGAGUUGUUAGACGAGGAACGUUUCGGAAGAUUCUUGAUCAUUACUUAGCAUUAGGGAACACGGGGAAUCAGUUCAAGACUCCAAGGUGUAUUAGUCCUGCAAACACCAAAGUGAGGCAAAUAUUGUGUGACAAUGUGGUGAACAACUAUUUCAGUGUUGCUUUCAAUUGAUAUAUAAAAUGUGGGAUCUGCUUUUCUUCCA
This is a messenger RNA of Lotus japonicus, 1959 nucleotides long. Its product is annotated as jasmonoyl--L-amino acid synthetase JAR4. The coding region runs from base 168 to 1928 and encodes 586 amino acids. The record is from RefSeq and is a predicted model, not a curated record. Gene Ontology annotation, cellular component: cytoplasm. Lineage: Eukaryota; Viridiplantae; Streptophyta; Magnoliopsida; Fabales; Fabaceae. Gene Ontology annotation, molecular function: acid-amino acid ligase activity. The transcript has 5 exons.